This is a messenger RNA of Callorhinchus milii (elephant shark), 2279 nucleotides long. It is a transcript of the gene gpr137c, whose product is annotated as G protein-coupled receptor 137c. The record is from RefSeq and is a predicted model, not a curated record. Bases 7 to 1275 code for a protein of 422 amino acids. Gene Ontology annotation, biological process: positive regulation of TORC1 signaling. The transcript is spliced from 7 exons. Gene Ontology annotation, cellular component: lysosomal membrane. NCBI's taxonomy places the organism in Eukaryota, Metazoa, Chordata, Chondrichthyes, Chimaeriformes, Callorhinchidae.
GUGAACAUGUCCGCGGAAAGCCGAGCGGCUCAGCUCAGCGGCGCCCCCUCAGCCACAGCCGCCCCGGAGCGGCCGAUCCGCGCCGCGGUGGCCCCCUCGGUGGAGCUGGGCUUGACGGCGGUCUACACGGCUCUCUACUCGCUGCUCUUCCUCUCCGUGUACCUGCAGCUCUGGCUGGUCUUGCACUACAGGCACAAGCGCCUCAGUUACCAGACGGUGUUUUUAUUCCUGUGCCUGCUCUGGGCGGGCCUGAGGACUACCCUCUUCUCCUUCUACUUCAAAAAUUGCGUCCAGGCCAAUCGGCUGGAGCCCGUGCCUUACUGGCUGCUGUAUUGUUCCCCUGUGUGUUUGCAGUUCUUCACGCUGUGUCUGCUGAACCUUUAUUUUGCACAGGUUAUCUUUAAGGCCAAAGCUAAAUAUUCUCCAGAGCUCAACAAAUAUAAGAUUCCAUUAAGGCUGGCAUUCUUGUUUGCUAGUAUUCUCUUUCUGGUGGUGAACUUUACGUGUGCAAUGCUAGUCCAGGGAGAUGUGCCAGAGAGCCAGUUAAAGUGGACUGUGUUUGCCCGAGUGCUUAUCAACGACAGCCUCUUUGUGCUUUGUGCCAUUUCAUUAGCUGUAUGCAUCUUCAAAAUUGCAAAAAUGUCAUCAGCAAACGUGUACCUCGAAUCAAAGGGGACAUCAGUAUGUCAGGCAACACUUGUAGGGGCUGCAGUGAUCCUGUUUUAUAUAUCCAGGGCUUCUUAUAAUCUGGUUGUUGUCUUCAUGGCUCCAGAAGAUAGGCCUAGUGCAUUCAAUUACGGCUGGUACAACGUGUCCGAUCAGGCUGAUGUUGAGAAAAUCAGUGGUCGAGCUUAUGUGGUAUUUGGAACAAUUCUUUUCCUGUGGGAGUUAUUGCCGACGAGCUUGGUGGUGUUUUUUUNCCGGGUGCAGAGACCAAAUCAAAAUCUGGGAUCAGGUGGAAUGAUCAACAGUCACAGUUUCAGUUCUCGGGCUUACUUUUUUGAUAAUCCGAGACGAUACGAUAGUGAUGACGAUUUGACUAGAAGCAUUGGUUCUAGAGGAGAAAGGGGAAGCAUCCUAUCAACAACGCCACAGGGCACUGGUUGGUAUGGGACCAUUCAUAGGAAUAACAGUUACAGCGUGGUCCCUCACUUACUGAAUGGACCUCCAGCAGCUACAGCACCACUUCUCUUCGCUUAUGGUAACAUCCAAACCAAUCACCACCAUAACUAUUAUUCAACACCACAAAACUAUUACUCAACACCACAGAACUGAAUGGAAUCUGCAGUUCUGUGGCAGUGUUUACAUGGCGGAUUGUGUGGGCUAACCUCUCGGCACAUUACAAACAAAUGAUUGAAAGCAUUCCAAUUGCUGACGUGCAAUUCUGAAAGAAAAAGCUGUCAAUGAAGUAACCUUAAGAAAGCAGCAUCAAUGAUUAUACAUCAAAGCUUACUGAACUCCUGUAGCAUCGUGGCUUGCUUUGAUUGUAGUAAGUUGGGCUGCAUAAUUGCACUUUUACCUGCACUUGCAAUCUGAACAAAAGUAUGGAAAUGCGCUAUACCAAGACCAAUAUUCAGAAAUAUAUCGCAGGUUUUUAGAAUUGAUAUGGACAGGGCAGAGAAGCUAUUUUCUUAGUGACUUGACCGUUGUAAAGUUUGUGCUUUAAAUGUAUUUCAAUGUAUGGUUUAUGUAAGAGUUCAUGUCCAAAUUGCCAUUGUUAAAACAAAAAUACAGUGGCUGUUUAAAUACAUUAAUGCUGUGAUGCAUGGAUUUCAAAUGUAUUCCUAUAGUAUUGCAUUUAAACAAUCUGUACAUGGGUAUUGUACUUUUUUUGGUCAUGGGAGUAGUAUUAACAAUUUAGUUGUAUUUCAUUUAAAUACAAAUUUAUUGUACUGGAUUUAAGUCUAACAUAGCAUUUGGCUUCAAAAGAGGCUAUAUACAGUGCAUUGGAAUAGAAUGCAUGAUGCUGUGUUUAACCAUUUACCACUUUUAAAACCGUAUACAUAUCUAGGUUUCAAGUUAUGCUGGUAGACUAAUAUGAAAACUAACAUCUUUAAAUAUAUUGUCACAUAACACUUCUGUAAUUGCAAAACUGUCAGCAUCACAUUAAGAUCCUAUUUUGAUGUAGCACAAUAGUAGAAUUGCAUGUUGCUAAUGGGAGAUUUAAAAAAUAUAUCUGAGGUUCUUUGUUCUUGAGGGCUGGUUUCUUCAAACAAGGAUGAAACGGUUAUUGGAUUUUAUGUUUGUGGUGUGAUUAUAUUUUCUAACAAAAGGUGAUA